This is a messenger RNA of Dioscorea cayenensis subsp. rotundata (Guinea yam), 867 nucleotides long. RefSeq names its product probable prefoldin subunit 2. Bases 238 to 687 code for a protein of 149 amino acids. Gene Ontology annotation, cellular component: cytoplasm; prefoldin complex. The transcript has 3 exons. Lineage: Eukaryota; Viridiplantae; Streptophyta; Magnoliopsida; Dioscoreales; Dioscoreaceae. Gene Ontology annotation, biological process: protein folding. Gene Ontology annotation, molecular function: protein folding chaperone. The record is from RefSeq and is a predicted model, not a curated record.
UGAAAAAUAAAAUAUAUUUGGAGAAGUGAAGAAAACCCUAAUAAACCUCACCCGAACAAGACAGAGAGGUGUGACGAAGGGAAUCGUGUGCCCGAGUUCUCAAAUCCAAAUCCUCCGUUGUUCUUCUCUUCAAGGCGUUCUCGCUCUCCGGCGAGCUCUCUGAUCACUCUCGUUCACUCUUUGAUUCAAUCUCGUGGCAAGACAAGAGUCCAGAAGAAAGUUAGCCAUUGAAGGACCAUGGCCGAUAUAGCUGGCAAAGACAAUAGGGAAGCAAUGAGUGAGCAGGCAAUUGCAAACAUGUACAGUGUCCUGCGAUCUGAACUGAACCAGCUUUACUCAAAGAUCACAGAGAUAGAAAUGGAAGUCAGUGAACACUCACUCGUGCUUGGAGCAAUACAACCACUUGAUCCUUCCCGACGCUGCUAUAGAAUGAUCGGUGGUGUUCUGGUUGAAAGAACAAUCAAGGAAGUCAUGCCAGCAGUCCAGCGCAACAAAGAGGGUCUGGAGGAGGUGAUCACUCGUCUUAAUGAGGCAUUAGAAAAGAAAAAGAAGGAGAUUGCAGAGUUUGAACUGAAGCACAAGAUCAAGAUUAGGAAAUCCGACAAUGAAGCUAAGAAUGACAACAGCCGGAAGGAAGGUACUGCUCAAGGAGUUCUUGUUGGUCCUGCAAGUGAGCAGGGUGUGUGAUUCUUAGUUAAUAUAUGAUUUGAUCAAGUAACUCCAUGGUGGUUCAUGGACCAUAGUGAAAUUUGAUUGUACUUCAACAUGUUUGCAGGUUUUCGGUUUAGAACUGAUGUAAAUCUAUUUUUAUUGAAUGUUUUUGGUGAUCUUUUUUUAGUGAUAUUUAUUGUCUUCGUAUUGUUCCAA